UGACAACAGUGUGGACGGAUACCAAGCCAUUGCCGAGUUCCACGGUGACCCCGGGAAGUGCCCAACACCCACCGCCAAGAAUCGACUCGCUUGCUGCAUCCAUGGCAUGCCCAACUUCCCCUUCUGGCAUAGGUUGCUGGUCGUGCAGGUAGAAGAUGCUCUUCGCAGGCGUGGAUCCCACAUCGGGAUCCCUUACUGGGACUGGACCAAACCGAACACUCACAUCCCCGCCCUUGCAGCAGACGAGACAUACUUGAACCCACAUGACAAUGCCGAACACGUCAACCCCUUUCAUCAUGCUAAGAUUGGCUUUCUGGGAGGUGAUGCCAAGACCAGCCGUGACCCACUUCCAGCACUGACCCAGACUCCAGAUUACGGUGACCACACCGAGCUCUACGACGCGUUCCUGUUGGCUCUCGAGCAGGAUAACUUUUGUGAUUUUGAGGUGCAGUUUGAGAUUGCUCACAACUUGAUCCACGCAUACGUGGGUGGUAACAGCAAGUAUGGCCUGUCUUCCCUGUCCUACAGUGCCUUUGAUCCCAUCUUCUAUCUACACCACAGCAACAUUGACAGAAUCUGGGCCAUUUGGACCGCCUUGCAGCAGCACAGGGGUAAACCAUACAAAGCUCACUGUGCACAGUCCUACGUCUACACACCACUGAAGCCAUUCGCCUUCCACACUCCAUACAACAACAACGAGAAGACCUUCUCCCACUCCACUCCCACCAACAUCUAUGAAUAUGAGAGGGAGCUGGAGUACGCAUACGACAACCUACAAUAUGGUGGACUCAGCAUUCCAGAGCUGGAUGACUACAUUAAUAAUAAUCUGAAGAGCAAACCCCGGACAUUUGUCGGUAUUCAUUUACACGGUAUUAAGACAUCAG
This is a messenger RNA of Candidula unifasciata, 884 nucleotides long. Lineage: Eukaryota; Metazoa; Mollusca; Gastropoda; Stylommatophora; Geomitridae. The record is from the annotation of a GenBank genome assembly.